UAAACCUUUUACUACGGAAAAAGCUACAGAGAGUUAGUAGAGAGAGAUAUGGGUGAUUCUGACGUCGGUGAUCGUCUUGCUCCUCCAUCUUCUUCCGACGAACUCUCCAGCUUUCUCCGGCAGAUUCUUUCCCGCACUCCGAUAACUCAACCUUCUUCUUCACCACCGGAGAGAAUUGUUUCCUCCGCUGAGACCUUCCCUUCCGUCGGUUAUGGAGUCUCUGAAACUGGCCAAGACAACUAUGCUUUCGAUAACAAGAGAAAUGGAGGUAGACAGAAAAAUUCGUUGAAGAGAAACAUUGAUGCACACUUCCACAACUUGUCUGAAAAGAGGAGGAGGAGCAAGAUCAACGAGAAAAUGAAAGCUUUGCAGAAACUCAUACCCAAUUCCAACAAGACUGACAAAGCCUCAAUGCUUGAUGAAGCUAUUGAAUAUCUGAAGCAGCUUCAACUUCAAGUGCAGACUUUAGCCGUUAUGAAUGGUUUAGGCCUAAGCCCUAUGCGGUUACCACCGGUUCUACCUCCUACACAGACAAGGAUCAAUGAGACCUUAGAGCAAGACCUGAACUUGGAGACUCUGCUUGCUGCUCCUCACUCCGUGGAACCACCUCAAGAAAUGUGCUUUUCCACAGCCACUCUGCUUUGAAGAUAACAUUCAGACAAUG
This is a messenger RNA of Camelina sativa (false flax), 664 nucleotides long. Its product is annotated as transcription factor ALC-like. The record is from RefSeq and is a predicted model, not a curated record. Gene Ontology annotation, molecular function: protein dimerization activity. Gene Ontology annotation, cellular component: nucleus. Lineage: Eukaryota; Viridiplantae; Streptophyta; Magnoliopsida; Brassicales; Brassicaceae.